AUGGCUGAUUUCUUUAAUAGCUUUUCCGGUCCACCAGACACUACUGCUACUAGGGGUUACGAUUCUGAUUCCUCUCGUUCAGCCAAUGAAGAUUCCGAUGGUGAAACCACCAGAGGAUUUUUAGCUACAACUGCCGGUGUUGGUGCUGGAGCAUUUAUUGGUGCCAAAUUAGGUGGUAAAAAGAGUAAAAAGGGUAAAGUUUUUGGUGCUUUAGCUGGUGCUGUUAUUGGUGGUGUUGCUGCCAACAAAUUAGAAGAUUGUUAUGAAGAAUACAGAGAAGACCAGUACAAGGAAGAAGAAGAAGAAAGAAAAAAAGCCGAGGCUGAAGCCUAUGCUGCUGCUGGAUAUCCUCCUGCUCCCGGAUAUGCUCCUGCCCCUGGAUACAGUGAUGCUGGUUUGGGCUAUGGUGCUGCUGCUGUUGGUGUCGGUGCCGUUGGUGCUGCUGCUGGUGCUGCUGCCUAUUCUUAUUCUGCUGAUGAUGCUACUACUAGGGCGGCUGAUGAAAACGCUAAUAUCGAAAGAUUAAUCCAAGAAGUAGCCGACAAGGCAACUAUUGUUGAACAAUUAAAGACUGAGGGUGCCGAUGAAGAUCAAGUACAAUUAGCUCAAACUGCUCUUGAACAAAAACAAGCUGAAUUGGCCGCUGCAAGAGAAAAACAAUAUUUAAGAAGUUUAGAAGGGGAUCAAGGUGGAGAACCUGUUCAAGAAAGAGCAAUUCCACCUUCCGUUGUUGACCAAGGUUAUGGUUAUGAACAAGCUCAAGCUCCACCUCCACCCCAACAAGUCGACGAGGGCUCUGACAUUGAAAGUAUAAAAGAUGAACUCCAAGAAAAACUUCAAGAGCUUGAUGAAUUGAAGAAAGAUUCUUCUGCUUCAUCUUCUGAUAUAGAAAGUUUGCACGAAGAAAUUCAAGAAUUAAGAGAAGAAUUGGAAGAAGAAAGAAAAGAAGCUGAAGAAGACAAACAAGAAGCUUUAGAAGAUGUCAGAGAUGAUAUAGAAGAUCUCAGAGAAGAAAUAGAAGAAUUAAAAGCCGGCUCUGACAGCGAUAAAGAAUCUGAUCUUGAAGAAUUGCAACAAGAACUUGAAGAUAAACAACAAGAAUAUCAAGAUAUACAAGCUGGUAAGGAGCCAGAGUCAAGCUGGAAGUUCUGGUAA
This is a messenger RNA of Ascoidea rubescens DSM 1968, 1155 nucleotides long. RefSeq lists its product as uncharacterized. Bases 1 to 1155 code for a protein of 384 amino acids. NCBI's taxonomy places the organism in Eukaryota, Fungi, Ascomycota, Saccharomycetes, Ascoideales, Ascoideaceae. The record is from RefSeq and is a predicted model, not a curated record. The transcript has a single exon.